This is a messenger RNA of Neofelis nebulosa (Clouded leopard), 10593 nucleotides long. Its product is annotated as histone H2A type 1-C. The transcript has 2 exons. The record is from RefSeq and is a predicted model, not a curated record. Gene Ontology annotation, cellular component: nucleosome. Gene Ontology annotation, molecular function: structural constituent of chromatin; DNA binding; protein heterodimerization activity. Bases 60 to 452 code for a protein of 130 amino acids. Lineage: Eukaryota; Metazoa; Chordata; Mammalia; Carnivora; Felidae.
UGCUGUCUUUUGGCAAGUGAUCGGUUCUCUUGUCUUGCGGUUUCUUUUCGUUGCUUACGAUGUCUGGACGUGGCAAGCAGGGAGGUAAGGCUCGCGCCAAGGCCAAGUCUCGCUCUUCUCGCGCCGGGCUGCAGUUCCCGGUGGGCCGCGUGCACCGCCUGCUCCGCAAGGGCAACUACGCCGAGCGGGUCGGGGCCGGCGCGCCGGUGUACCUGGCGGCCGUGCUGGAGUACCUGACGGCCGAGAUCCUGGAGCUGGCGGGCAACGCGGCCCGCGACAACAAGAAGACGCGCAUCAUCCCGCGCCACCUGCAGCUGGCCAUCCGCAACGACGAGGAGCUCAACAAGCUGCUGGGCCGCGUCACCAUCGCGCAGGGCGGCGUCCUGCCCAACAUCCAGGCCGUGCUGCUGCCCAAGAAGACCGAGAGCCACCACAAGGCCAAGGGCAAGUGAUCUGGCAGUCCUCUGAGUUUCCGGAAGCGCUUUCAUACCCAAAGGCUCUUUUCAGAGCCCCCCACCACUUCAAAGGAAGAGCUAAUACCACUUUUUAGGUUAAGGCGGGGAAGUCGAUAAAGGUGGAGCUUAACCCUUUCCCACAUUCCUCACUCUUGGGGACACCAGGCGGUGGUGAUACCCAGAACCGAAAGCACAGGACUUGACUUUGCACCAUAACAAAUUGUCUUUGCGUUAAAGAUUGAUCCCAACACGGUCAGACUACCACGUGCCCUAAAGUUCAGAACCUUGACGCUUGGUACUUGUUCCCGAUCUUUCCCCGAUGUCCCCGAUGUCCCAUCAAGUCUGCAGUUUCCCAGGCUUGUCUUAUGCGCAAUAAACUUCCAAUUUUACGUCUCCAGCCCCGACCUCCACUGUGAAGUGCAAGUGCGUGUAUGCACGUUUCUCCUCAACUCCUUCACGUGCAACUCUCUUUUCAGCCUGAAUCCACCUAAGACACAGGAGUUGACGUGGUAAGCCUGUUACUCCCUCUAUUCCUUCCCACUCAGGAAGUGACGCUACCCUAAAUCCAUUUGCUUGAGCCAAAACUUUAGGGGGUGAGCCUUCCUCGCUUCCCUUCCUCUCCACAAAUCCAAACUAUCCAUAAGUCAUGUCACCUAUACCCCCAACACGUGUCUUCCGGUAUUCUCUACACUCCUUGCCAUGACCUGAGGGGCCACCCAUGACCACCUCUGUCCUCUGGCCUCUGGCCUUCUCUCGGACUUAUCUUCAUCUUUCUGUUCCAGCCACACUGGUCUCUUUCCACCUGCCAAGCUCUUUCCUGCUUCAAGACAUUUUCACUGUUGCUCUUUUUCUCCGAAAUACCUGUUCCCUGACUUGUCUUCUGGAAAGCUCUCUCUCACCCUUCAGGACUCUGCUUUUCUUCAGACAGUCCUGUUCUGACACACCUACCCAGACAGAUCAAAGAUCUGGAUACAAAAUACAAAUGCUGGAUGACAUUUUAGGAAACAUCUUAACCUCAGGGGUGUGUGUGCCUGUGUGUGUGUGUGUGCGCGCGUGCGCGCGACCACUGAGGGUCAGGUGUUAUUGUUAAGCAAGGCAGGAAACAAAGCCGUAGAAGACAGGACAUAAACUACAUAGGCCAGGAGAUUUAAGACAAUAUAAUAGAAGAAAAUGACUAACCAGGAUAUUUUGUAUCUUUUAUUAAAUUCAAGUGGCCAGGGGGGCCUGGGUGGCUUAGUCGGUUAAGCGUCCAACGUCGGCUCAGGUCACCAUCUCACGGUUCUUGAGUUCGAGCCCCGCAUCCGGCUCUGUGCUGACGGCUCGGAGCCUGGAGCCUGCUUCCGAUUCUGUGUCUCCCUCUCUCUCUGCCCCUCCCCCGCUCGGUCUGUCUCUCUUUCUCUCUCUCAAAAACAAAAUAAAUAGACAUAAAAAAAAUUUUUUUUAAUAAAUUCAAGUGGCCAAUGCAUAUCAGGGGUAAAAAAGUUAACCUUUCUUGUAGUUAAGCUUUGUAUAUACCAGUAAUAACGGGAUGCCUUUUCCUAUCCAUGGAGAGACACCCACGGAAACAAAUAGUAAACAGGACUACUGAGGGCGGGGAAGGAUUGCCACGGCCUAUACUCUUUUGAAAAGUUCUCCUGGAAAUAUCUAUUUAAAUGUAGUAUUAGACCCUUGGCCUUGUGUACAACAAAUCAGUUCUAAAUAAGUAAAGACGGAAACCAAACAGGAAAAAAAAAAAAAAAGUUGGCCCUUGAAAAAAGAGGACAUCUACCUUCUAGAAACAAGCCCCCAUGAUGUAAGGUUAUAGGAAGAGAGGUUUUUCACCUUUACAAGCAUCUGAGUGUAAAGUGUUAAAAUGGGCAUGUAUUAAGUUGGUAACUUCAAGUAUCAAGAGUAAAGUUAAAAAGAAGCCUCCCUCUGCUCACUGCUCCGGCAGGUCACUCUCUGGCCGUGACCCUGUGUAGAUUCUUUGAACGACAGUCCCACAUUUUACCUAUUGGGUCUGACAGCUCUGGCGUCUCCCCCUUCCAGCCUCCGCUCCGUGAAAUCGGGACCCCUCUGCGUUCUCACUGUGCCUUCCCUGCAUCCAGCAGAGGGUCUGGGAAGUGGCGGCCACUCAACUCCGCCGAACGCGCAGGGAGGGGACGGCGUAGCCCAGAGAGCCCUCUCUGAGCCCCGCACGUGGUUGUCUGCACGUCUGCGGAGAGGGAUCUGUCCACUAACCGUCACCCACAGCGCGCCCCGUUAGCAGGUGUGCAGCGAGAUCGGGAAGUGCGCCCCGCUUGCCUGCCACGCUCCCCCUUUUCGGCUUUGUGCACUAACCUCCCCAGACUUAAUGUCUUCAUGAUAACCCUCAGGAAGCCCUUCAUUCUUUUAAGGGCCUCUUCUCUGCCGGCUGAGAAUGUGCUCUCCUCUUUAAUGUGCUACUGGGUCUGUGGUUACUAAGGGUUCGCUUGGAAUCCUGGAAAGAAAAGAGUCACACAGCUGGUGCGUGUGACAAAGUCAAUGCUUUUUCAUCCACUCACAGCGUCUGCUCUGCACAGAAGGGCAGCUCCUGGCUCCUACAUUCCAACGCGCGGAUUAUCCAGUUAACACGCUCCUCUCCAGGCUGUUUGUGGAAGAUUCUAUCCCACCCGUGUCUAUGCCCUGGCACUUUACAUUCUCCCCACAUGGUGGAGUUUCAGUAAAUACCCCGAAUGAACGUGCUGACCACAGACCUUAGAUGUGCCCAGAAAUGGAAUAGUCACCAAGCCGCAGGGCCUUGAGGGUUUAUCCCUGGGGUAUGUACCAUUUUAGCCUCCACCCAGGCUUAAAUCCCAGUUACUCACUUUGGAGGGAGGUCCAUGACGGUUCUACAGCUGCGUGUCCAACACAGUAGCCACUGGCCACAUGUGACGUUUUCAGUUUAAAUAUAGCAUAAUUAAAUUAAGUAAUUAAGUGAAAUUAAAUUGAAAACUCAGGCUUCAGUUGUACUAACUACAGUUCAAGUUACUGGUGGCUACGGUCUUGGAUAGAAAGAUACAGAGCACCUCAGUCAUCCCAGAAAGUUCUAUUGGUAGGCACUCCUUGUCCUUCUAAUUGUUCACGGGCACUUACUCGAUGCCCUCCAGGUGGCAUCUGAGUAUGUAUGGUCACCAAACAAAAUACAGGAUGCUCAGUUACAUGUGAAUGUCAGAUAAGCAGCAAAUGAUUGUUGAAGACUAAAUAUGCUUUAAACUGUUGCACAAAAUGUACUACGCGAAGACAAAAAUUGUUAUUUAUCUGAAAUUCAGAUUUCACCGGGCAUCUUGCAUUCUUAUGCGCCAAAUCUGGCAACGCUGCCUGAAGAGCAAAAUGAGAGCAUCUUCCGGGGCGCCUGCGUGGCUCAGUCGGUUGAGCGUCCGACUUCGGCUCAGGUCAUGGUCACACAGUCUGAGGGUUCGAGCCACGCCUCGGGCUCUGUGCUGACAGCUCAGAGCCUGGAGCCUGCUUCGGAUUCCGUGUCUCCCUCUCUCUCUGACCUUCCCCUGUUCUCUCUCUCUCUCUCUCUCAAAAUAAAUAAACAUUAAAAAACAAAUGAGAGCAUCUUCCUUGGGAGCCUGGGUCCUCUUGACCGUGGGGAGUUUCUAUACGAGCAACUGAGAAGGUCUGACACCAGAGAUGAGCCUGUGGGUCUUUCUGCCUGUGUUGAGAAAGGCCGAGGAAGAAGUUCCUAACGGCAUUUACUUUGGUUUCAGAUCUUUCCUUCGGUUUCCAAAGCUUCUCACUACACAGAUGUCUGGGUCCAGAAAGUGUCUGUGAAAGUCAUCGGUUCUCAGAAAUAAAUGGAUAGAUGGGGGGCCAUCUUCAGUCAUGACUGACUGAUUCUGCACCUGCAACUUUUUUCCUCCCGAAAACUUAUUCCGGGUUUAUUUCUUUGUGUGUGCAUGUACACCUUGGGGAGGAGAGUAAAGGCAGGAAAAUAUUAUCGAAGAGAAGCUCUCUCUCGUAGGAAAUAUGUCUAAUGGUUUGAAUAAGUCAUAGAUUCAGAGGGUUCAAACAAAUCAAACUAACAAGGUAUGUAUUGAGAAUCCACCCCUCCACUGGAUUACUCUACGAGGUAACCAUUAAUUCCCUUGUAUACCUACGCACUGUUAACUCACGCAGAUGUGAGUCAAGCCACCCCCUCCCGCCUUCACUGCUGAAAGAGAGCCAACUGUAUACACUGUUCUGCCCUUACUCUUUUCCUACAACAGUGUAUUUUGGAGAACUUUCCAGAUGUGAAAACAGGGAGCUUUCUGUACACCAUCCUGUGGGAUGGCACUGUGUCGCUACAUCUUAGUGUAUGUAAUCUGUCCGCUAUCGGGGGGGAGUAUAAAACGAGAUGAUAAACCCGGAUUCACAGCACGUCCUAUUGACAGUCCUCCCGUUCUGCUGGGGUUGUGGAAAGUGAACAGAAACGCGUCACUCUUGGGUGAGAGACUCAAGGUUCUUUGCCUUAGAAACUCUAUGGCCCUAGCCGAGGUAGCAAUUUUGAACCUCACUUUCUUCAUCUGUACAAUGGAGGCAAUGCCUCCCUUACGGUGACUGUAAGAAUGAAAGAGGACCGUGUGAAUUGUUUGAAGCUCAAAAGAACAACACGGAUAAGAUCGUGUAACUUUCAACACCAUUUCGCUUGCGAGAGUUAGAGAUGAUACGUUGUAAUAGGAACAGUCUCCAAAGUCCAGCCUGCUGCCGGGGCAUGAGGUGGUGCAAGGAGGCAGGAAGGCCGGCUCUCAAUUACCUGCUUGAGACAUCUCCCGGGUGACAUGGCCCUGUCCUGCCCACAGGAGUCAGAAAAUACCCUCUCCCAAUUUCCUCCGACCCUUCUCCCUAUUGCUUUUUUUCCUUCAACCAAGGUCAGCUUUUGUCUAUUUGUUUGUUUUUUUGUUUUUAAGGUCACGUUUUAAGAAUGUCUCUGCUAGGCUCUAAGUCUGUGUGUGUUGGGGGCUGGGGGGCCCUCUGGGCCAUUGCUGUGCUGGCCACUGUGAGCCUGGGGACUGACGUUGCCUGGCAUACACUGGUCAGUCCAGAAACAGCUGGCGAAUCCAUCAGGCAGGCAGGUGUGGGAAGGGGGCAUCGAUGUACCAAGUCUAUACAAAGUGGCUUGUGCACGGGCACACACACACAAAUACAUGUAGUUGCACAGCAGACACGCAGUGAGACCUUCCGGGAAAGCAUGGGAACCUGGAGUUAACUGCUUGGGUUUGUGUCUUAGCUCUGCUCCACCCCUUACCACGUGUCUGACUGGGGGUAAGUCACCUGCCGUCCCUGAAGAUCAGACUUGCCAUCUGCACAAUGGGACAGCGCCUCCCAGAGUUUUGAGAACCAAUCCAAUGGGAUGGUACCCGAGGAAGCACAGUGUUGCUCGUGAAGCUUAAUAUAAACAUGCGCGAAACGAUGCGGAUAGAGAUCCAUCACAGUCUAUCUAUCUAUCAUCUAUCGAUCCAUCUGUCUAUUUCCAAAUAUGGAAAAGCAAAAGCAGGAGAGGAUAUUGGGAUCCCCCUCAGGGAUCUGCUGGCUUCGCCUGUAGAGACAGAAGUAACUGGGCUUAUGCUAAGCUGGAAUACAACCUGCUGCUGGUGGCAACUAGGCCCAUGGCAGGAGAAGCUUCUAGAAGAGAGGGCCCAGCAGACAUUCACCGCUGAAAUGGCAGCGGAUGCCGCCACUCACCUCCCCCCAAGUCUCUUCCAGGUACGGGAGCAGCAGCCCCAGUGGAACGGGUGGGCCUUUCGAACCCAGCUGAGCUGUCUUUCCAAGAGCAGAGGAUGUCAAGGCACGGAUGCCCCAUACGCUGCCCCCUCCACUUUGGGCUCGGUUCGCUCCCUGGAUGUGGAGAAUUCACCCCGACCGGGGAUCUGAGCAGCCUUGACACAGGAAAGAAAAAUGCAGACGGGUAUUAAAAAGAAGGGUCCUGGGUAGAUGGGCCCUGGGGGAGGACAGACUAAGUGAGCUUAGAGCACAGAAGGAAGCUUCUGUUUCCUUUGGCUCAGUCCCUGCAGGUGGUGAGUGAAGAGACCAGGGCCCUGAAUCAGUUGGCCUUGUGCACGGUUGCUAAAGAGAUCAGUGGUUUGUACACGUCCACACCCUGAGGUAUAUUUCUGCCCUUGACGUCUUGACUGUCUCACGCCUCCAGUGGACAACUUAUGUGCCAUUUUGGAUCUUUCCUUCCUCUCUUGCUACGCUGUGUUCAGUGUAGGGCUGGUAGCCUUAAAACCGCUGCUACUUACCGUACCAGUAGUUACUAAUGGGGAUUAGUAAAUGCUACACAUCAGGGUGUUUGGUUUUCUCCUGGAGAGCCAGUUGUUAAACAGUGAGCAGCACACCGCCACCUUGAACAACCGUUGCUCCUCCCCAGUGAGGACACACACGUUUGCUCACACUAUUUUCCUACCCGGAAAGGUCCCGUCUCACUUCCCAUGCUUCUGGGCUAAUUUAAAUCCCACACUCCUAACCCUAACCCUAACCCUAACCCUAACCCUAACCCCCCCCCCCCCCCCCCCCCCCCCCCCACCGAGUGGUUCAGUUGGCUAAGCGUCUGACUUCGGCUCAGGUCAUGAUCUCGCGGUUCAGGAGUUUGAGCUCCCUGUUGGGCUCUGUGAUGGCAGCUCGGAGCUGCUUCGGCUUCUGUCUCCCUCCCUCUCUCUGCCCCUCCCCUGCUCACACUCUCUCUUUCUCUCUCAAAAAUAAACAUUAAAAAAUUGGUUUUCAAAGAUAAAUAAAUCCCUAUAAUCUGUACCUCCCAUGUGUAUUUUCGUAUUGUUUCCCAUCUGUACCUCCCAUGUAUAUUUCGUAUUGUUUUCAUGCCUACUUUCCAAAUUGUAGGAGGAAACCUAGCACACUCUUCAGACAGACAGAUGCUCACCUUCCCUAACCCUAGCUUCCUUCAUGGCUUUUGCUCCCUGAUCAUUCUCCUACUUCCAGAGGGGGAGAGUGGCCAUGGCCUGGCAGGUGGUGACGCUGGGAGUGAGGGCUGUGAGCACAGCGGGCUCCGAAUGCCCCGAGCAAGGCACCACUAGGGCACAGCAGGGCUGUUUAAGCAGUGACCCCAGGGACUUCCUCGGGGUUGCCUGGUGAUAAACUGAGAACAAUGGCUGCUUCUUUCCCCGUGGGAAGAUCAGCCAAUGUUCCCAAGUGCUGGGAGGCUGGCGUUCGCAGCUGACGCCCACACAGAAAAUGUUUCUUCUCCCUAUUCAAGUCUGCUUUCGUGUUUUUUCUACUGAGGGAACAGCACAGGCAGUGGGUGCCCUUGGGGAGCACCGGCCCUCGGCACCAGGGAUGCGCCCCUCCUUCCCCAGAGAUGAGCCCUGAGCGUUGCAUGAGAACAGCCAGUGCCCUGGCAGACUUCUGCCCACCCCCCUAGUUCCAGGGGCCACAGCCAAGACCACCAGAGGCCCCAAAUAGGAAGGCCUGGUCGGAGUCGCAUGACCUCUAGAGGUUGAAGUCAGUGGAAAGGAGUGGAAAGGAGCUUCCAUUAAGGGCCUAGAUCUAACUUUUUGAUCAUGAUGGAAAUCGCCUUGUGUCUGUCUUCUCCAAUGUCCUUCAUGAAAGCUAAAAACCAAUUACUGUUUCUAUAAUUUCCCAUUUAUCUCCUGUAGGUCCCCUUUCUACCGUCCCUCCUCUGCCCGCAAUCUCUUUCCUCUCCACGUACCAUCAACUAUCUUUCAAGGAACACUUUUUGAAAGCAUCCUUGUGGGGGAAGCUGGAAGGCUCAGUCAGUUAAGCUUCUGACUCUCUGUUUCGGCUCAGGUCAUGAUUUCAUGGUUUUGCGAGUUCAAGCCCCACGUCAGGCUCUGAGCCUGCCUGGGACCUCUUUCUCUCUCUCUCUCCUUCUUUCUCUCUCUCUUUCUCUCUCUCUCUCUUUGUCUCUCUCUCUCUCUCUCUGCCCUUCCCCUGCUCACACAGCUCUGUCUCUCUCAAAAUAAGUAAAUACACUUAAAAGAUUUUUUAAUUAAACUAAAAAAAAUUCACAAAAACCCAUGAAAGUAAUUUCUUGUUUUCACACUAGGUGGUCGGUGUUGACAUACGUGGAGACCCGCCACCACCAUGCUCCAUGGAUGCUCCAGGGGGACCCAGGCUCAGCUCGGCUUCGGGCGCCCGCGUCCCUGUGGCGGAACAGCAGGUGCACAGCGGUACUCUGGCUCCAUCAUCAGGAACCUCGCUGCCGGGAUCUCACCUGUAGCUCAGAAGCUGGGCCUCAGAAUCGGACAAAUUGCCCUUCUACCCAAAUUCACCGCUCUCCAAAUUAGCGUUAGAUUGUGACGGAUGUAGCUCCUGCCUCAUUGCAGGAAGUAGAUUAUAAUAUUCACUGCGUGCCGAGCACUACCUUCUUUUAUCUUCAUAAGGAGUUUAUGAGGUAGGUGCUCUUAUGAUCCCAGAGACCUAGGGACACAGAGACAUAGGGAACUUGCCCGUGUCGUCAUUUUUCGUUACGCACUGACACCCGGGGUCUACUGGCCCAAGGAGUUGUGAACCGCCUGUCGCUUUGGAGGUUCGUUUGAGUUGACUUGGUUGCCACUCCCAUCUUGUAAUGGCCUCUUGUAGCUUAGUCUUUAACCAAGGAACACCAGAAAUGAGGCCCUACUCAUUUGUUACUUUUUGGUGAUUCUUGUCAUUCUGAGAGAGAGAACUUCUGAGAGAGACGUUCAACUUUAAGGAAGCAAGAAGAUACCUGAUAUUGAACAAUUUGUUCUUUUUCUUUGUGCCCAACCCAAAGGAGACGGACAGCAGCCGUGAAGGCUGGACACUGUGAUUUCUGGGACCCUGUGGGAUAAUGGAAGUAAAGACACAGGUUUGGCCAUACGUCAGCCCCUCCUUUGCAACACUAUGUGACCGAGAGCAAACCAUUUCCCCUUUUUAUCCUCAGUUUUUCCUUGUCUGGAAAAUGGAACCAGUCUUAUCACCUGCCUUGGGGGAUGGAUGUCAAGGUUAAGUGGAGAUAAUGUACUGGGCGUAUAGUAGACACUGAAAAUAAUGCCCCCUCCUCCUUUCUUUUCCCCUUAUCUAUGAGCUUGGUUCAUCUCUUGGUGUAUCCAUUCUCUAUGACCACGUCACCAAUUAUCCCCAAACUUGGCCACUUCAGGACCGGAACUUGGCCAUGCCGGGCCCUCUGGCUGUCUCACAGGCUGCUUUGAAGAUGUGGUGGGUCUACAGCAAUGGCUGUAGUGGGGCCCAGUGUGUAGCAAAGGCCCAGUGUGGGAUCAAUCCACUCACAAACCCGUGUACAUGGCUGUUGGCAGGAUUCAGACCCUCGAGGACUGUUAGACUCAGGGGCUCAAGUCCUCGUUGGUUGUUUCUUGUCUUGUGGGCCUUCCAACCGGACAGCUUACAGCUUGACUUUCUUCUGAGGGAGUGAGCAUGAGAGAGGGCACAAGUGAGGGCCCCAGACAGGGGCCACAACUUUUGGGAACUUAAUGUGAAAAGGGACCCGCCAUCGCUUCUGACCCAUUCUACUUGUUCCUAGCAAGUCCCCAAGGGCAGCGCACAGUCACAGAAAACGGAUAACCCGAGGGUGUGAACCCUCAGAGGCACAGGGUCACGUUAGAGGAUGCCCACCACACGGACUAUAUCACGACCCGUUUAAAACAAGGUGAAACUGUCUUCUUGAUCCAGUAUCUUUAGAAAUGGAAGAGUAUCUCUGAGUUCUCACACACACAGGCCUGGUUGGGUGCAGGUUGGGUCAUGUGCUCAGGCAUCAAAAAUUGCCCAAGUAUUUACAUUUCUGAAUGUCCCUGGAAACUACAUUUCCCAGGCUCCCUUGCUCUCUGGUUUCCAGUAGUUUUGACCAUUGGAGACGCUGGUAGGCCAUGUUGGUGAGACUGGGCACUUCUCCCUUCCCUCUUCACUUCCUAGGGUCUCCCCAGUUGGUACUCUAUGGCUCUGUCUCAUCAGAGGGCCUUCACUUUGUGGUCUGAGCUCCUGCCUUACCAGCCUGUGCUGUUCCAGCUACACUGGGGGGUUCCAGCCCCAGCUCCUAGUUAAUAGGAGUUAACACCUCUUCCUCCCUUUGUCCCAGGAGCCCUGGGAGACACACAACUUCCUGCUGCCACAUAUCGUUUGGUUACUCCCCACCCCUCUUUUGGUUUCUCAACUCUUUCAUCACCCGUUUAUAUAAUUAUCUCAAUUAAAUUCCAUCUGUAUGAAA